Molecule: messenger RNA, 4857 nt
Organism: Tympanuchus pallidicinctus (lesser prairie-chicken)
Lineage: Eukaryota; Metazoa; Chordata; Aves; Galliformes; Phasianidae
Gene: KCNJ6
Product: potassium inwardly rectifying channel subfamily J member 6
Exons: 5
Coding region: 422-1693 (423 amino acids)
Biological process (GO): regulation of monoatomic ion transmembrane transport; potassium ion import across plasma membrane
Cellular component (GO): plasma membrane
Molecular function (GO): G-protein activated inward rectifier potassium channel activity
Source: RefSeq, a predicted model, not a curated record
CCUCCCUCGUUGCCACGCGCAAGCAGACACGCGCGGCGCCGCCGCGACCGUCCGGUCGCCCCUCGCUCCCUCUGCGAAGCUACCCCGAGCGGAGCCCUUGGCCGGCGGGUGCCCCUGAGCUGCGCGAGAGGUGGGCGAAAGGCACGGGGAAUGGAGGCGCCCGACGGCAGCCUGGGGGCCGUGUGAUAGCCCGCCGCGAUAGCACACGCAGGCAGGGAGCCGGAGCAGGAGCAGAGCCGGGCAGCAGAGCCUUGCCCCGUCCCGCCGGGCGCCGGCAUGGAGUGAGAGCAGCCUGCCGCCGCCAGUUGCAUUCAGAAGCCAGACUGAUGGGUUUGGGGAGUCACACACAACUCACAUCUUAGAAGAGAAUUAAGCUGCUGUCUGAUAGGAAGAUCAGGAGAAGUCCAAAAAAGAAACAGAGAUGGCCAAAUUGACAGAGUCGAUGACUAACGUACUGGAAGAAGACUCAAUGGAGCAGGACAUAGAGAGCCCUGUCACUAUUCAUCAGCCAAAGUUACCCAAACAAGCUAGAGAGGAUCUGCCAAAAAAUCUAAACAAAGAAUGUGCCAAGAGAAAAAUCCAGAGGUAUGUUAGGAAAGAUGGAAAAUGCAACGUCCACCACGGGAAUGUCAGAGAGACCUACCGUUACUUGACAGACAUCUUCACUACUUUAGUUGAUCUGAAGUGGAGGUUCAACUUGUUGAUUUUUGUCAUGGUUUACACAGUGACCUGGCUCUUCUUUGGAAUGAUCUGGUGGCUAAUUGCCUACAUGCGAGGAGAUAUGGAUCAUAUAGGGGACAGCACGUGGACUCCAUGCGUCAGCAACCUCAAUGGGUUUGUCUCAGCCUUUUUAUUCUCAAUCGAGACAGAAACUACCAUUGGGUAUGGUUACCGGGUCAUCACAGACAAGUGUCCCGAGGGAAUUGUUCUUCUUUUAAUUCAGUCUGUUUUAGGUUCUAUCGUCAACGCUUUCAUGGUUGGCUGUAUGUUUGUGAAAAUAUCCCAACCCAAGAAGAGGGCAGAAACCUUGGUUUUUUCUACAAAUGCAGUUAUUUCCAUGCGGGACGGAAAGCUAUGUCUGAUGUUCCGAGUAGGAGACCUUAGGAAUUCACACAUUGUAGAGGCAUCAAUACGAGCCAAGUUGAUCAAAUCCAAACAGACAAAGGAGGGGGAAUUUAUACCGCUCAACCAGACAGAUAUCAACGUAGGUUAUUACACAGGGGAUGAUCGUCUCUUUUUGGUUUCACCACUGAUCAUCAGCCAUGAAAUUAACCAGCAGAGUCCUUUCUGGGAGAUUUCCAAAGCCCAGUUGCCCAAAGAGGAGCUAGAAAUUGUUGUAAUCCUAGAAGGAAUGGUGGAGGCAACAGGAAUGACAUGCCAAGCUCGAAGUUCAUAUGUUACAAGUGAGAUCCUGUGGGGUUAUCGUUUCACCCCUGUCCUCACUCUGGAGGAUGGAUUUUAUGAAGUUGACUACAAUAGUUUUCAUGAAACAUAUGAGACCAACACCCCAGUUUACAGUGCCAAAGAGCUGGCAGAGAUGGCCAGCCGAGCAGAACUGCCCCUGACUUGGUCUGUUUCCAGCAAGCUGGACCAGCAUGCUGAGCUGGAAACUGAAGAGGAAGAGAAGAAUCAAGAAGACCAAAAUGAAAGAAAUGGUGAUGUGGCAAACCUAGAGAACGAGUCCAAAGUGUAGAACCAGAGGUGUAAGGGCCACAUGACCUUCCUUAUCUUUUCCCUUUAUGUUCCCCUUUUAUUUCUUCCACGUUUUUAUUUUUCUUUUUUGUCAUUAUUAAUUCUGGGAAAAUAAAUAGUUCAGAUGUGAAAUAUCUACCUGCCCAGUUCAAACUCAAGAGUUUCACAGACUAAGUUAAGAUGUAGGUUAAAGCUGCAAUACCCAUUACAUACACUGGAAUCUCCAUCCCCACCCUGGUAACGACUGCUGGCUUCCUCUGCACUUCUCUGAGUUCAGACCUCCAGGUUUCCUCAAAGUAACAAAAAAAACCCAUCAGAGUAUAAACAAGGUAAAUAAAAAGGAAGGACUAAUUGAUGCUCAUCAAAGCAAUGGGCCUUGGCUCCAGGCUUUUUUUAUGCAUUUCAGGACAGCUUUGCAAACUGGAUGACAAGCCUUUGUAAAACGGGCCUUGCAGCUUUAAGAGGAUGGUGAGCAGAGGGAUCUGCGCCCCAACAUGAUACUGUACAUAUGCCUUAUGUAAUUACUUUCUCUUUACAUUUAGUAAUAAACAAAGCAUGUACAAAAGUACUGUAGUAAAGAACUUCUAAAUAAUGUACAUAGAUGUGUAAUUAAUAUAGGUUUAGAAAAUGAGUUCUAGAAACAUUGGGAUGCAAAUACAAGCUACCCCUUGAGUAAGCACUUCUCUUCUAAUAUCCAGAGUGUCAUAUUGAUUCCCCCCUUAUAUCUAUGGCUCUUUUAGUGCAUGACAUCUUCUUCAGUGUACCAGACUGGCAGCUAUUUUAGAGUACCUCACUGUUUCCCAAACAGGUCAUUUUAUUGACUCUAAAAAGCCAUAAGUCUGGGAGAGGGCAGGGUAGAAAAAUUGUAACAUACUUACUGAUAUACUGUGAAAAUGUUUACAAAUAAGGCAAAUCAUUCCUGGGUAUUUUCUCAGCAGUUCAACCUAAAUUUAGACUGUGGCAAACAAGAAUUUCUCUGUGCGCUCCUAAUCUAGCAAGCAUGUUUCAUGCAGAGGUAUCAGCCUUUAUGUGCAAUAUCUAGGGAAACAUCUCCCUUCUCCCCGCUCAAACCACGGGAUUUCAAUUAAGCGGUUUGAUGCACGAACAGCGCAGGUCACUGGAAACCGAGUGGGCCUGUCGCAUGCAGAUGGCAGCUACCCAGCCAGGAAGGAAACAGCUGAAGCUGCAUUGGAAGAAUUUCACUCGCCAGCAGCACCGGUGCUUAGUGGGUCCCAAAAAGUCACAAACCGCGUGCCAUCUUUGGGUGACAGGCUUCAACAGGGCUUCUCAGCAAAACACACGGAUCCUGCCGCCUGUGCUAAGGAGAGGGGGGGUCCCUACGACAGCUCCUUGGCUGCCAUAAACCACUGUAAAUCCUAUACACCCCAACUUAAUGACUUCAGAAUUGACGGGACAAAGACAGCUUGCAUAGCUCACACUGCAAUGUCUGCAUCCAGAGCAGAGCCAACCCAUUCAAUCUGUGGGUCAUGCCAGGCCUGUGUGUGCUAAGUGCCACCUGCUCAAUGCAGGUCAUGUUGCUCUCAUUUGGCUUUCUCCAGGCCCAUUCGCAACUACAUUUCUGUCAGUGAAGGAAAAGGAAGCUGCAGCCUUAAUUUGUUGUUUGUUUGGUUGUUUUUUUUUUUUUUACUUUUAUACCUGCCUACUCUGGAAAGAAGGAACAUAUUGAAGGGAGUCCAAAGCAUCUUUUGUAUAGAAACAUUUACACUAAAAUGGGAAGAAAAUUUAAAAAAAAAAAAAAAACAAAAAAAAAAAACCUCAAAACCCUCAGGAGAAACUCAGUGGGCAGGUGGAAAUUUUGCACUGUGAUAUAGCUUUCACUUCAAGUACAUACCUAUUUCUUGCUUAAACAACUGCCCCUUGCUAAUUUUCAUCAGGUGUGGCUAAUCCAUGGGAUUCUGCAGGUCCUCCCGCUGUGCUUAAUGCCAAGGAGGAAGAACAGGGGAAGGGUAAAGGUUUGCAAACUGGGGAUGGGCAGGGCAGACUGAAUAGGAAGCCUUGCUUCAGCUCUGAGCAUCCUUUGUAAAGGCUUCCACAGAGCAGGAUUACACAAGCAAUGGAUCUUUGUUCCAUCCACCCAGGACGGCUGAUUUUAUCAACUCGGUAAGGGUUAUUUACACCAAUGUUUCAUGAGAUAUGUAACUCACUUGCUGCAGACAUUUUAAAGCUUGGUCAUUUGCCCCAACAAAAGAACAAGCCAAGUCCUCCUGCUGACCCAACACAACCUAUCCGUAAUCACCCAGCGCUUCUAAGGCAGGAUCACCUCAAAGCUCUGCUGGAAGACAGGAGCUCUGCAGCAGAGAACCCAGUGAUAGCACGUGGGUAGCCAAGAGUCUAUGUGUGUCAGUCUGGAGUCCUGGCAAAAGGUGCAUGAGCUGAAAGCAAACCAUUCCUCUGAGGAUAAACCUGCUUUUUGCUCUCGGAAUAUACCGGGCCUCUCUGUAAUUCACUGCUGCAGUUUAAGAAAAGUUUGUGCUAAUUAGAACAGCAGCUCAGGGCCCUAUUGAAACCUUUUUGUGUCCUUUAGCACAAAAAAAAAAAUAGAUUUUAAGCCACUGGGGCAUGCGCAUGUGUAAGCUAUAUUUUUGUGAAUAGGGCACUUCAAGCUUAAGCUGUAUGUGUUUGUCUUUUUCUCUCUCCCCUUCUGUAUUUUACUGUCUUUGGUAUUCAUGUAGCACGGACUGUAAAGUUUAUGAAAUCUCAUUUUUGUAAGAUAAGCUUAAAAAAACAGAAGCCUCCAAAGCUUUCAAUGAGGAAGCUUCACAUAAACUUUGUACUAGAAUGUCCCUAUCAAACACCUCUAUUUUUCUACAAUGAUUGAUUAAGCAGUUUACCAAUGUAUUUUGUGUCAAUGAUUUCAACUGAAUUGGUAAAAAGACAAUUAAGAAUUGAAUGCUGUUAAUUAACAAUGGAUUUUCAAGCCGUAUAUGCUGAGUGGCGUUUUCAUUAUAACAACCUGAGAACUUCAUCUCCUAACCCUAAACAAUAUACCCUGAAAUAUCAGUGCCCCAUGGGAAUAUUGUUGGCAAAUCACAUUUCAGGAACAUAAGUAAUGCAAUAUUUUUAUUUAAUUGGCUGCAUAAUUUAUCGAGAUCCAUUAUAUCUCCGUAUACUUCACUCAUACAUGUUGAUGUCUUUGUCUCAGUG